AUGUGGGUGGCAGUCAACUCCAGCAGCUCUUCCUGUCAUGUUUGGUCAAUGAGUGCCAAUCGUUCGGCGUCUGGGAACAGUACUGUUGUGGAGCUACUUUGGGCGAUUGCUGUGGAAAAGUCACCAUAG
Molecule: messenger RNA, 129 nt
Organism: Ostertagia ostertagi
Lineage: Eukaryota; Metazoa; Nematoda; Chromadorea; Rhabditida; Trichostrongylidae
Source: the annotation of a GenBank genome assembly